CUGAGCUCGAACAGUCACUAGCCAUCGCUGAGAUGGUGUUGGGCGUUAUCGGUAUCGCAGCAGGCGGCGUUGCCAUACCCUUGGCGGCAUCUGGAGUAGCUGCCUCUGUUGCCAGCAUCGCGCAAGGUGCUGGUGCUCAACAGCAAGGGAAGGCGGCAUCAAAACCAGCAAAGCCACCUGAUCCAGAUGACCCUCGACUGAAAAAGUUCACCCUCAUAGCGCAUUGCAGCGAGGACUCGCCGUUAAAGGACCAGGUGGAAGGCAAGCAGGUAGUCUUGCGUGAUCGAAAGCUGUAUCUUGAUGAUCAGGAUUCUUCGCAGCGGAAAUUCGAGGAUGGGCAUGGAUUCAGUGGGUUCUAUGUCGAUUACCCUUGGAACGAUAAGCCGCGAGGGCUUGUCAGCACCAUCAGACCAGACCCACCGGAACUGAACUGGAUAUAUGUGAACAAAGAUACUUUGUUGGUCGAGCAUGGAGGCAAGACACAGAGUCUUCCUCACAUGGUAGGGCCCUGGGACUGGACAGAGAACCAAGAAUGGUUGUUGUUCGAGGGCUGGGAGGGCUUUGCGGUGAUGGAGGAAAGCGAGGGAUGUUGGCUUCUAUGUUACGACCGCGAACAGGACCAUUUGGCUAGCAUAAGAGGAGAAAAAAGAGUAGUAAAAUGCACGCUGGAAAGAAUAGUAUCAAGUCCGCCCGUAAAAUAGAAAACCAUUGCAAACCUUGCUGAGGGCCUAG
Messenger RNA from Guyanagaster necrorhizus, 732 nucleotides. RefSeq lists its product as uncharacterized. Bases 33 to 701 code for a protein of 222 amino acids. The record is from RefSeq and is a predicted model, not a curated record. The transcript is spliced from 2 exons. NCBI's taxonomy places the organism in Eukaryota, Fungi, Basidiomycota, Agaricomycetes, Agaricales, Physalacriaceae.